Messenger RNA from Manduca sexta (tobacco hornworm), 1658 nucleotides. RefSeq names its product proton-coupled folate transporter. NCBI's taxonomy places the organism in Eukaryota, Metazoa, Arthropoda, Insecta, Lepidoptera, Sphingidae. Gene Ontology annotation, molecular function: transmembrane transporter activity. The transcript is spliced from 6 exons. The record is from RefSeq and is a predicted model, not a curated record. Gene Ontology annotation, cellular component: membrane. Gene Ontology annotation, biological process: transmembrane transport. The coding region runs from base 5 to 1594 and encodes 529 amino acids.
UCGGAUGCUACACAACACGAAACGUGACGUACGUAUCGAAGAACAAUGUUGGCUGAUGCGUAACUCAAGUGUCAACGACCUCACCAACUCAGACAUGCAUCUUACGGGAAAUUUGGCGGGAACAUGGAGAGAAAAAUCCAAGAGAGCGCUAAAGCAGAUCAAAGGCGCAUUACGUGAAACUACGGUCGAGCCAUGCCUCUUCAUGUAUAUGAUGUGCACGUCGAUAUCUUCGCUCGCGGUCCAGAACAUGCACUUGGAGAAGGCGUGCAGAGUCAACUUCGACUAUGGAGAUAAUAUUUGCGAUCGGAUUCAAAAUCGCAAUACGUCCGGGCUAGGCAACGAAUUGAAUGAAAUCCAAUCAUUGGUCGCAACUGUAGUUGCUUGGAAGUUCCCACUUCAGACUGGAAUACCUGCAGCUAUGGUGUUAUUCGUCGGUGCUUGGAGUGAUAAGUACAAAAAACGAAAAAUUUGCAUAUUAUUCCCGUUCACUGGAGAAAUAAUUUCGAAUAUAGGACUGCUUUUGGCAACGUAUUAUUUCAAGGAAUUGUCUUUAACGACUACAGCGUUAAUUGAAGCUCUCCCCGCGGCGUUUACCGGCAGUUACAUUAUUAUAUUUGUCGGAAUGUACAGUUUCAUGGCAGACAGGACGACGAUCGAAAACAGGACGUUUCGGUUGGGUCUCGUCUCCAUAUGUGUGACGUUAGGCACUCCCACCGGCACUGCACUCAGCGGUAUCUUGUUACGUGCCCUCGGUUACUACGGAGUUUUCUCAUUAUUACUCUGUUUGUAUACAUUCUCCUUUAUCUAUGGAAUUUUAAAGCUCGAAGAUGUUAUGCCGACCGAAAGUAAAAAUAAUGAGAGCGUAAAAAAUGAACCUUUGAAGAUUGUUAGUGAAGUUCUUAAAUUAGUGGGGCAUACAUUGAUGGUGGCUCUGAAACCUCGAGUGUUUUGUGGGAGAGUGCAAAUAUUUACGAUACUCCUCCUUUAUCUUUUAAUGGUGGGACCUCUGUACGGUGACUCGCAAGUAUCCUACUUGUACUCGAUCCGAAGAUUCGCCUUCUCUGAAAUAGAAUAUAGUAUUUAUGGAACAAUCAACAUCGUCCUUGGAUUAUUCGGUACGAUGUUCUGCAUAUCCAUACUGAGCAAGAGAUUUUUAGUGCAGGACAGCGUUAUAGGUGGCAUUGCAGGUGUGAGCAGGAUAGCAGGAUGUUUCAUGUUCGCCUUCGCACCCAACAGAUCAUGGUUUUACUCAGCUCCCGUGCUCAACAUAUUUAGUCAUACAGGAUUGACUGCUGUUAGAUCUAUUGCUUCUAAAAGCGUUCCUACGGAAGAAGUUGCAAAAUUAAACGCGCUAAUAGGAGUAUCAGAAGCUUUGGCGCCUUCGAUCUACAUGCCUGCCUCCAGCUACAUUUAUAUGACGACCAUUGACACAUUUCCUGGUGCAUUUUACAUGUUCGACGCCGCUCUUACUGUAUUCGCAUUGGGAUUAUUUUGCUUUAUCUACGUACUGGUAAGGCGAAGGGAAAAGGUCAUGGUCAAAGAUCCGAGCAGAAAAGAAGAAUUCGCGAGAACAAACGAAGUGUCCAAGUUUUAGGUUGUGUAAAAAUGUGUCAAAGACUGGUUUUAUAUAUUUUUAAUUAAUAAAUAAUUGUUUUCAA